GUUCCGGAACCUCUAUUGUUUCUGUGGCUGCUUCAACCCAGGUUAGAAACCCAACAACGUGUAGAAGAGGAUGUGGGCAUGCUGACAUCUGCAAGCCAGAGGUUUGACUGGAAGACGACCGCAGUCAGCCUGACGAACACGGGACAGCGGCCAUCGCAACCUCCGAGACAUGUAACUAGUCCUGAAGAGCCCCAUGAAGCUCAGCCAGUCACGGUGCCUUCCUAGACUUUCUCUCAUGAGGGGGCGUUGCUCUCGAAAACUUGGUGUGCUGGCCAAGGCUGGCUUCCUGCUCUGGGUGCUAUGGCUGGGCUACCUUCUGUUAGCGCGCUCCUCAUUCCCCUCCUCUUCCUCUCCGGAGGAGGAAGCUGAGGACCACAAAGUUCUGGCGAGACAGCUCUCUGUAGAGGAGACCGAGGCGAACGGCCUGCUGGCAAGGCCCCUCUACGUGAAGCCAUCACCAGACCACAAUGCUCCAGGGGAGAUGGGUGGGGCCACACGCCUCAACCUCAGCCCUGAUGAAAAGAAACAGGAACUGGACAGUGUGGAGAGCUAUGCUAUCAAUAUCUAUAUCAGUGAUAAGAUUUCCCUCCAUCGGCACAUCCUGGACCACAGGAUGAGCGAAUGCCGAAAUAAGAAGUUUGAAUACCGGCGUUUACCCACAACCUCUGUGAUCAUCGCCUUCUACAACGAGGCCUGGUCCACCCUGCUGAGGACAGUUCACAGUGUGCUGGAGAGCACGCCUGCCAUCCUCUUGAAAGAGAUCAUCCUCAUUGACGACUACAGUGACCGAGGCUACCUGAAAUCCAAACUGGCCAACUACAUCAGUGAUCUGGAUCGCGUGCGGCUCAUCCGCACCAACAGCAGGGAGGGUCUGGUCCGGGCACGUCUCAUUGGGGCCACCUAUGCGACAGGUGACGUUCUGACGUUUCUGGAUUGCCACUGUGAGUGUGUCCCUGGUUGGAUCGAGCCUCUGCUGGAAAGGAUUGGUGAGAAUGCCACUACCAUUGUGUGCCCUGUGAUCGACACCAUUGACUGGAACACCUUUGAGUUUUACAUGCAAACAGAUGAGCCGAUGAUCGGAGGGUUUGACUGGAGACUCACCUUUCAGUGGCACCCGGUCCCCGAAACGGAACGCAAGAGGCGCAAGUCUCGCAUCGACCCCAUCAGGUCUCCGACAAUGGCAGGUGGUUUGUUUGCUGUGAGCAAGGCCUACUUUGAACAUCUGGGCACGUAUGACACGGGCAUGGAGGUGUGGGGAGGAGAAAACCUGGAGCUCUCCUUCAGGGUGUGGCAGUGCGGGGGCAGCCUGGAGAUUCACCCCUGCUCUCAUGUGGGCCAUGUGUUCCCCAAAAAGGCCCCUUAUGCACGGCCCAACUUCCUCCAGAAUACCGUACGAGCUGCAGAGGUUUGGAUGGACUCUUAUAAACAGCACUUCUACAACAGGAAUCCCCCAGCCAAAAGGGAGACCUAUGGGGAUAUCUCAGAGCGGCUGCUGCUGAGAGAGAGGCUGCAAUGCAACAGCUUUGACUGGUAUCUGAAGAAUAUCUACCCGGAACUGCAUGUUCCUGAGGACAGAACGGGCUGGCAUGGGGCUGUGCGAAGCUCAGGAAUAAACUCUGAGUGUCUGGACUACAACUCCCCAGAGCACAAUCCCACAGGUGCCCACCUUUCUCUGUUUGGCUGCCACGGCCAGGGAGGCAACCAGUACUUUGAGUACACAACUCAAAGGGACAUCCGCUUCAACUCGGUGACAGAGCUUUGUGCUGAAGUAACUGAGGGACAGACCUCCAUCAAUAUGAGGAACUGCCCAAGGGACGGGGAGCUCAUACCUCCCAGUAUCACCUGGAACUUCAGAACGGACGGCACCAUCUACCACCCUCACUCAGACAUGUGUGUGACAGCCUACCGCACGCCAGAGGGCCGCACAGACACCCAGAUGAGGCGGUGCACCCCAGGAGACAAAAACCAGCAGUGGAAGUUUGAGUGGUAGGAGGAGGACGUAAGAAAGUAGCAGGGAACCUCAAGUGACCUUCGUUUACCAUAGUGCAAUUACUACAGGGGUUGUCUUCCAGCGGGAAUGGCGAGCAAAGGAAAGGUGGUGAAAGUCACUUUAAGCCAAUGAAUCGCCCAAUUCAGAGCUUUUGUACCCGUUUGAAUGACUGAAUAAGUGCAGAUCGUGGAAGAAUGAAUGAGAAUUGCAAGGCGAGGUAUAUUUGGUCUUCUUAAGGAGACUGAACUAGAGACUUUCACUUUUGUGUUACUUCAUCCAAGUGCCUCUGCAACCAAAAUGGAGUCAAGGGCACAUCUUAAGUGUCAUUAUUGUCUCUAACGCAACAACGUGAAAGCAGUGAGACUGAUUUGACUGUCCAGCACAAGAAGUGCCUUUCAAGGAGAUUGAAGCAUUUUUCGAGAAAACGACACGCAAAAUCCCGCUGUACUACCGUUGCCUUGAUGUGCAAUUAAGAUGAAUUAUUACUGUUAAAUAAUCAUGUUUGUGAAGUGAAGUGAAAAAGAACCCGUUUUUAAAGAAAGCGUGCCAGGAAUGUACGGUCAGCUGCAAUUUGCCUCAAACCAGCUACUUCCUAACGUGCUGCAUCAUGUGAGUGGGAAGAGAGCGCUGCGGUCGUAUUAGACUGCUCAUCAAUUCUAUCUCGUGUCUGUGGAGCCAGUUUCAUGGCCGAAUGCUGCCCCAACAAGACUUGAAGCAUUCAUUACAGCAUUGUACUAAGUGCAAUUUGGCCCAUCGGGCUUAGUGAUUGACAGGAAUGUUUUAAUCUAUUCUU
Molecule: messenger RNA, 2783 nt
Organism: Cyclopterus lumpus (lumpfish)
Lineage: Eukaryota; Metazoa; Chordata; Actinopteri; Perciformes; Cyclopteridae
Gene: galnt4
Product: POC1 centriolar protein homolog B (Chlamydomonas), like
Exons: 11
Coding region: 194-1990 (598 amino acids)
Cellular component (GO): Golgi apparatus
Source: RefSeq, a predicted model, not a curated record